AUGAACCACGAGCAACAGUCGAUCGCAUUCACUUGCCCAUCUGAAAGCAAGUCCUUAUCUAUGGCUGAACCCCACCUUUACAGUACGUCUUGUGGUUAUUGUGGACACGGUUAUGACGAGCAAGGACUUCUAUGCCCUACCAUCCAACAACAAGAAUACCUUGAGGUACGACCUCCAGUAGAAGGCCUAUUAUUCCAAUACAAUUAUCUCCUCAACGUGUUCACUACACCCGAUAUGGCCAAGUAUUUAGCUGAAGCAGAGAUUACAGAGGAUGUAUAUGCAUUGCCUAUUCAUUUGCAGCGUUUAUUGAGUGAAGUCAAAGAGGAAGUGGUUCUCAAACGUAGCAACAAGGAACACAUUGAGCAUCAGCACCAGCAACAGCCGUCCAUGGCGAUGAUUAGACUUGAACGUGUGCGCAACUAUGUAUGGAUUCAAUCGGGUGGCGAUGUGGCUAACUUGAUGUCAGCACUUACCGAGCUUAUGAGUGACGAGGAUGAAUUGGAGAAUGUCUUGGGUUUCUAA
Lichtheimia ornata is the source of this 522-nucleotide messenger RNA. RefSeq lists its product as uncharacterized. The coding region runs from base 1 to 522 and encodes 173 amino acids. The record is from RefSeq and is a predicted model, not a curated record. NCBI's taxonomy places the organism in Eukaryota, Fungi, Mucoromycota, Mucoromycetes, Mucorales, Lichtheimiaceae. The transcript has a single exon.